Messenger RNA from Eutrema salsugineum, 1107 nucleotides. RefSeq names its product putative pentatricopeptide repeat-containing protein At1g28020. Gene Ontology annotation, molecular function: protein binding. Gene Ontology annotation, cellular component: mitochondrion. NCBI's taxonomy places the organism in Eukaryota, Viridiplantae, Streptophyta, Magnoliopsida, Brassicales, Brassicaceae. Bases 1 to 1107 code for a protein of 368 amino acids. The record is from RefSeq and is a predicted model, not a curated record. The transcript has 2 exons.
AUGAGGCAUACGAUGAGACUUCUUGCCCAACAAGCAAGGCGGAUUCCGGCUUCGAACAUCGCUUCACGCGUUCGCCAUUCCGGAACCCUAAUAUCUCCUCACCAUAACAACCCUUUGCUGCUUCGUAUCGCUACGGCUUUAGAUCAGAAGACACCUGUCGUUCAAGUGCUUGAUCAAUGGCGAGAACAAGGCAAUCAAGUUAAGCCUUCAGACCUCAGAUGCAUCAUCAAGAAGCUCCAAGAUUCCCAACUAUUUCCCCAUGCCCUCCAGAUAUCAGAAUGGAUGAGUUCACAUCAGGUUUACACUCUGUUCCCGGAAGAUAUCGCAUCUCGGAUUCAGUUGAUAGAGAUAGUUUUGGGUCUGAAAGAAGCAGAGAAGUUCUUCGAAAAAAGCAUCCCUGAGACCAUGAAGGACUACACUGUCUACACAACUCUAUUAACCUUGUACACAAGAUCCGAGACCACUCUGCAAAAAGCAGAGUCCGUGUUCGAGAAGAUGAGAGAGCUCGGUUUCCUCUUGAAACCUGCCCCAUACAACCUACUGCUAUCUAUCUACAGCCCAAUGAGAAACCAAGAAAAGGUGAAUCAGCUUCUAAACGAAAUGGAAGAGAACAAUGUCGAGCCAAAUGAUCUCACAGCAAACUACGCGCUCUUGGUAUACGCAGCUGUAUCAGACAUCAAAGCGAUGGAGAAGUUUCUAAGCAGCAACGAAGGAAUCAAACUAGAGUGGAGAACGUGCAUAGACAUGGCAAAGGCUUACCUGAAAUCUGGUUCAACGGAGAAGGCUUUAGCUAUGCUGCAUAGAACAGAGCUGUUGGUUGAUUCAGUGUCAAGAAACCGGGCUUACGAGGCUCUCAUGACCGUGUAUGGUGAUGUGGGAGAGAAAGAAGAUGUGUAUAGGAUUUGGGAGCUUCACAAGAAUGCUGGUCAGAGUAAUGAAGGUUAUAGAGCUGUGGUAAGCUCGCUCUUGACUAUAGGAGACAUGGAAGGUGCAGAAGUGAUAUAUAGAGAGUGGGAGCUUGGAGGUCUUCCGUUUGAUCCUCGUAUACCUAAUACUCUCAUCUCUGGAUAUCAUGAAAAGGGUAUGGAGAGAAGACAAAGAAACUAA